Messenger RNA from Silurus meridionalis, 1767 nucleotides. RefSeq names its product MOB kinase activator 3B. Lineage: Eukaryota; Metazoa; Chordata; Actinopteri; Siluriformes; Siluridae. Gene Ontology annotation, molecular function: protein kinase activator activity. Gene Ontology annotation, cellular component: cytoplasm; nucleus. The transcript has 4 exons. Gene Ontology annotation, biological process: positive regulation of protein phosphorylation; signal transduction. Bases 333 to 983 code for a protein of 216 amino acids. The record is from RefSeq and is a predicted model, not a curated record.
AGUGUACUACGUAGUAGGCUAGUAUGCAUGUGGCCCCGCAGCCUGCCUGCACUGAGCGCGGUGGCGCAGAAACCAGAACGGGAUUCAGCAGGAGGGCAAGAGAGAGGGAUUAUCACUCCGGACUGCACUGAAAGUCCUGGAUAAAGUACAAUAAAGGUGGCCAUGUUAUAAAGCAGAAGUCCACCAUCAGCUGAGGAGGCCACCUGCAAUCAUCAUCAUCAUCAUCUGUCUACUAAGUCAGCUUCAUCCUCUCUUUGUCUUUCCUCACAUCCACCUUUUCUCCACCCGAACCCCUUCCCCCUUUCCGAGACCCACCCCUUCAUUUCCUCACCAUGUCCAUCGCGCUCAAGCAAGUCUUCAACAAGGACAAGACGUUUAGGCCCAAGCGUAAGUUUGAGCCCGGUACACAGCGCUUCGAGCUGCACAAGCAGGCUCAGGCAUCCCUCAGCUCUGGCGUGGACCUGCGUGCGGCAGUGCAGCCGCCCCCCGGUGAGGACCCCAAUGACUGGGUGGCUGUCCACGUGGUGGACUUCUUCAACCGCAUCAACCUGAUCUAUGGCACCGUGUGCGAGUUCUGCACAGAGAAGAGCUGCCCGGUGAUGUCGGGCGGCCCGCGGUUCGAGUACCGCUGGCAGGACGAUCACAAGUACAAGAAGCCCACAGCGCUGCCAGCGCCGCAGUACAUGAACCUGCUGAUGGACUGGAUCGAGGUGCAGAUCAACAACGAGGACAUCUUUCCCACUAGCAUAGGAAUUCCAUUCCCCAAGAACUUCGUUCAGAUCUGUAAGAAAAUCCUGUGCCGGCUCUUCCGAGUCUUCGUGCACGUCUACAUCCACCACUUCGACCGAAUCAUCCUGAUGGGAGCCGAGGCCCACGUGAACACCUGCUACAAACACUUUUACUACUUCUGCACCGAGCUUAACCUCAUCGACCGCAAGGAGCUGGAACCACUGAAAGAGAUGACAUCACGUAUGUGUCUUUGAAGGCCCCUCAGGGACCUCAUGGAUCCGAAAACUCUCAGUUUCGUGUCAACCAGAGGACGUUCACAGACAGACAGAUGAACUCGGACAAUGUGGCGCUGAUAAAGUGUGAUGUAACCAGGAAAAGCGAGAAAGGAGCACAGAAGCACCCUCACGUUCGCUCAGAGCAACAGCACCACCCGCUGGUGAGAAGUAGCGCGCACACGUACAGCGCUCAUCCUCCAGGUGGCGCUCUAAUGCAGUAAUUGGAUUAUGCACUACUUGAGAACUGUAUCUAUGCAGUGUGGGAGGAGAAGGAGGAGCUCGAUCUAGUUUGGAUGAGAAUACUAGUGUAAAGCUACUCACUUUUUAAUGACUGCAGGGAAUUAGUGAAUUGAACCCCCUGAAGAACACUAAUGUGUGUGUGUGUGUGUGUGUGUGUGUGUGUGUGUGUGUUUGGUUUAUUUCUCUUGAGGUGUAAAUGCUAAAUGGGAUCAUUUUAAUUAUAUGUAAUUAUUUAGAUGAUUAUGAUGAUGGUGAUGGUGAUAAUGGUGAUGGCUCUCACACACAUUUCAGAUGAUGCUCCUUCACGUUGUUUGAGUAAUACGGGGUGUUUCAACUAUGCAGAACUAUUUCACGGACAAUUUUGGACUUUAAAUGCAAUAAUUGUGGAAGAUUGUGAGCGUGAGAGAGGUGUGUGUGUGUGUGUGUGUGUGUGUGUGUGUGUGUGUGUGUGUGUGUGUGUGUGUGUUCGGACUGCUUUACAUUCAUAUUGUCCAAUAGUGACCACUAAACAGUCUAAAUCCAA